Bombus impatiens (common eastern bumble bee) is the source of this 1777-nucleotide messenger RNA. RefSeq names its product phenoloxidase-activating factor 2. The coding region runs from base 174 to 1469 and encodes 431 amino acids. Lineage: Eukaryota; Metazoa; Arthropoda; Insecta; Hymenoptera; Apidae. Gene Ontology annotation, molecular function: serine-type endopeptidase activity. The transcript is spliced from 6 exons. Gene Ontology annotation, biological process: proteolysis. The record is from RefSeq and is a predicted model, not a curated record.
CAUGAAAUCAUGAACAGUGGUGGGGGCAACUCUCAUAAAUGCUCGAAGCUUGGCUGCUAUAUGUGCAAACGAAGAAAUCGUGAGCUCGACAUUCUGUUGUGUUCUGUUGUGUUUUCCAGAAGAAAACUCGGCAGCGUAUAUUUAAGAUCGAUUUAUAAACUUUCAACACAGCAAUGUGGAGAAUACUAUUGACACUGGCUGUGUCCAGCUUUUCUUUGGUUGUAUCAGCCCCCCAAAACGAUGGUGGAUUGGAUUCCUUGAUAGCGAGCCUAUCUGGGACAAAUUCUUCAACUCAGACCCCUAUGGUGGACGAUGAGUUGAAUGCUUUAAUAUCGAACGUAUUUACCCAACCAACCAACCAACCAAUUUCCACUACAGCGGCGACUAUUUUGGGUACAGAUAACAAGAAACAACCACAGGAAGACUGUACAUGCGUGACGUAUUAUCUAUGUCGAAACGGCACCAUUUCAGACGACGGAGAAACAAUCAUUGAUAUCAGGUCCGGUUUCAAUGAUGAGACUAGCUACGUGGGAACCUCAUUGGGUAAGUGCGCGGACUACAUGGAAGUCUGUUGUAAGCCACCAGACAGGACCAACGAAGUAAUUACGCCCCCGCCAAUCGAGAGAAAAGGUUGCGGGCAAAGACACCCGAACGGCGUUGGUUUCAGAAUUACCGGCGCCGUCGAUAAUGAAGCGCAAUUUGGCGAGUUCCCGUGGAUGGUGGCUAUAUUGAAGGAAGAAAUGAUCGGAAAUGAGAAAGUAAACCUUUAUCAAUGCGGAGGUUCCUUGAUUCACAAGCUGGCUGUUUUAACAGCCGCCCACUGUGUGCAAGGAAGACAACCAUCUGAGUUGAAAAUUCGUGCUGGAGAAUGGGACACGCAAACUAAGGACGAAAUAUAUCCUCAUCAAGAUCGUAAAGUAGAAAAAGUAAUCGUUCACGAAAAUUAUAAAUCCGGCACUCUAUUUAAUGAUUUCGCCAUUUUGAUCUUGUCUGAGCCGGUGAAUCUCGUGGACAACGUGGAUCUCGUUUGCCUGCCAGAACGAAAUGCUGUGUUCGAUAAUUCUCGAUGUUUCGCUAGUGGCUGGGGAAGAGACAUUUUUGGUAAGGAAGGACACUACCAGGUAAUCUUGAAGAAAGUAGAAUUGCCGAUAGUGUCUCGUAAAGAAUGUCAGGACAAGCUUCGAGAAACUAGACUAGGAAAAUACUUCCGUCUUCACGAAACCUUUAUAUGCGCUGGUGGAGAAGCUGGGAAAGAUACUUGCAAAGGUGAUGGAGGAGGUCCUCUUGUAUGCCCCAUGAAGAGUAAUCCUGGUACGUAUUUACAAGCAGGUAUUGUAGCAUGGGGAAUCGGUUGCGCGGAAGGUGGAACUCCAGGUGUUUAUGCCAAUGUUGCCUUAGCGCGUGAUUGGAUCGAUGAACAAAUGGCUUUUAACAACUUGGAUAAUACUGUUUACCAACCUCAAGCAUAGACUGACUGAUUUUUGCAAAUCUUUUUAUAAGUUUGUAUACAUAGCAAUCAAUGUCGUUUUUCCAUGGAAAGACUGCUGUAUUCUUCGGGUACUAUUUUUUUAAUAAUAAUGUACGUGAGAUCCGUUAGUGGAUUUUUUUUCAGAAAAAUAUUCCCUCGAAGCUUAGAUACUUUUUUACAAUUCUAAAUAGCUCUGGCAUUACUUUCUUGGUUAGAUUUUUCCUCUUUCCCUUUGUAUUGUAAAAUUAAAUGUGCAAAAUAAACGUGGAAAAUAAACGUGAAAAGUAAACGUAAAUACCUAACGGGAAA